Messenger RNA from Protobothrops mucrosquamatus (brown spotted pit viper), 4408 nucleotides. It is a transcript of the gene RHOU, whose product is annotated as ras homolog family member U. The coding region runs from base 1 to 822 and encodes 273 amino acids. Gene Ontology annotation, biological process: small GTPase-mediated signal transduction. Lineage: Eukaryota; Metazoa; Chordata; Lepidosauria; Squamata; Viperidae. Gene Ontology annotation, molecular function: GTP binding; GTPase activity. The transcript is spliced from 3 exons. The record is from RefSeq and is a predicted model, not a curated record.
AUGCCGCCGCAGCAAGAAGGAGAAACCGGCUACAUCAGCAAGCCGCUGCCGGGCGGCUGCGAAGUGCCUCCGGUGCCUCCGCGUCGGGUCCGCAGCAGCCGAGCGGCGGCGCUGGGGGCUGCCUUGGGGAGCCGCUGCCGGGCUGGAGCUAGCGGAGGGGCCGGGGCGAUCGGAGCGGAGCCUCGGCGCAGCAUCAAGUGUGUGCUGGUGGGAGACGGCGCGGUGGGUAAAACCAGCCUGGUGGUGAGUUACACCACCAACGGCUACCCGACGGAAUACAUCCCGACCGCCUUCGACAAUUUCUCAGCUGUCGUGUCUGUAGAUGGCCGACCAGUGAGGCUUCAGCUCUGUGACACAGCCGGGCAGGAUGAAUUUGACAAGCUCCGCCCACUGUGCUACACCAACACAGACAUCUUUUUGCUGUGCUUCAGUGUAGUGAGCCCUUCAUCUUUCCAGAACGUGACCGAGAAAUGGGUCCCUGAAAUCCGAUGUCACUGCCCCAAGGCCCCUAUUAUUCUCGUCGGGACCCAAUCGGACCUCCGGGAAGACGUCAAAGUACUAAUUGAGCUUGACAAAUGCAAAGAGAAGCCUGUGGCAGAGGAGGCCGCAAGGCUCUGUGCCGAGGAAAUAAAAGCCGCCUCUUACAUCGAGUGCUCCGCUUUGACUCAGAAAAACCUCAAAGAAGUCUUUGAUGCAGCCAUUGUGGCUGGCAUUCACUACUCGGAUACUCAGCAACAGCCAAAGAAAUCCAAAAACAGGACUCCGGACAAAAUGAAAAACCUCUCCAAGUCCUGGUGGAAAAAAUAUUGUUGUUUUGUAUAGGGUUUUUUUUUUUGCAGUGAAAGCCUUGGAAAUGGCAGUUUGAUCAUUGAGGGUGAUUUGAGGUGACUUUUGCUGAAAAACUCUCUCUAUUCCAGAAUUCACAGUUAAAAUCCACCACUGAACAUGCUGCUAAAAUUAUCUCUUUCCGAUUGAGAUGGGGAUGAGCGUGAGCUGAGAAGCUGAGGUUGACCAAAUUGGGGGGUUUUCCCACUAGUGGUAGUUUCUUUUUAUUGAGGACUGCUGGCCUACACUUUGGUGGAACUGAAAGUUGAAUCAUGAAUUCACUAUAUACAGGUGUAGGAAAGGCUAGAACCUUCUUAGGUUCUCCUAAGAAGUCUACAUGACGACUGUGAGGACUAUCCUACAGUCCAAUUAUUGUUUUGCAGGUGGAUGUCUAAAACUGUGCCUCUUAGGACAUUUGGCUCAAAAUGGAGAAUUUCCCUGCCUGCAUCUGCCUGCCUUUUUAGUAUUGUAGGCUUCAGGAACUCUACAUCACAUUUCUGAAAUGUACAUUGUGUUGCUAAAUUAGCAGAAUCUGCACGUGAAUCUGAUAUAUUUUUCUUAAAAUGAUAUGCCUACUUUAUGCACAGUGUGGGGAAUGCCAUAACAAAUAGAGCAGCUGUGCAAAAUUGUAUCUUCCUUGUAUACCCCAACUGACAGAUCCCUUUUACACCAUGAAAUGUGCAUGCUUGUUGGCUUGGAAAAAGGGGAAAUCAUAUUUUGAAUAGCAAUGGGCUUCUUUUCUAUUUAUAGAGGAUAUAUGACAUCAAAGAUGUAUCAAUAUCUGAAGAAAUAUGGUGCAAAAUGUAGAUAUUGGUGGUCUUGGUGAUUCCUAAUCUGAUGCCAAUCAGUGCAAGCCUGACUUACCUUUGUUCAUUUGUAAUCUAUAACAUGAAGCGUUCUAAGUUGGGAAAAGCUUGUUUAAUUUCACAUGGAAACCUUUUUUCAUAAGAUAAUCUCAACUAAUUUUUAGUCUUCUUUGCUGAACCGGGUAUCACAAUACUGUGUCAUUGAAACAAUAUUUGCUCAUAUAAGAUAAACUGGAAAGAAAAAAACUAUUAACUGUUCAAAAUUCCAGAAAGUCUAUUUUUUUAAAAAAAGUCAGGAAAUUUAAUCUAAGCAAAUGUGCAUAGUGUUGGGAAUUGACUUUCAUUCAAAAGAUGCCAAAUCUUUUACUGGCAAUGUUCGUGUAGCAAUAAAUGACGGCAAAUGCUGGUUUACCAGUGCUCUUAAGUACUUGGAGGACAUGCUUUUGUACCAGUUUUAUUCAGUCUUCCAUAUUUGAAUAAACCGAACAUUGGCUAAAUGCCACCUAUUUUCGUGGCUUGGGUGAGUUUUUAGGACCAUGCAAAGAAUAACAAAAGCAAAACAGCUUUUCUUUGCAAUAGAUUAAACUAAACUGUGUCUGAACUGUUGUAGAUUUAUUAUGUAAUUGCACAUCUGUUUUGGGGAUUCCUGUUCUAAUUAAGUAAUGCAAUACAGAGAUUAAUUUAAACUAUAACUGGGCUACUUUAGUAGCUUGAUUUUUCUGUCUAAUUUUCCUUCCUUGCUUUUAUGUAGCUCUUUGCAUUUAUAAUAUGAUCAGCCUAUGUUUGAACUUAAGAAAUAAUUAUCAUUCCUGGAUGAACCUUGGUUUCAAGUGUUCUUUCUCCAUGUGGCUCUUUUUUAUAUAUAGAUAGAUAUCAUGUGCUAGGAUAAAAUAACCCAAGUAUUAACUUUCAUUUUUAAACUAACUACAUUUCACUAUAACAUCUGACUGUGGGAAUUCUAAAUUUUAAAAGCAGAUUUUUAAAUGCCAGGAACAAAACAUAAUUGCUGAUCUAUGUUGGAAUAGAUCAAAAAUAUUUUGUUUAAAAAAAUUCACACUAUAGGAUCAUUAGCACACCAUGGCUGGUGCUAACCAUAGCUUAGAUUGAAUGAAUCUUUGGGAUAUCUCCCUUCUACAAAUCACCAGCAAUUUAUUUUGCAUCACUUGUAUCAUGCAAAAUUAAUAUGAAGGCUACCUCAUAUCAGAUGUCAAGAGAGAGAACCAAGAUUCAACCAGGAUCAGAGAUGCUGAAUCAUUGUGACUGCAUCCCAACAAGAAUUUCUGCAUCACACUAAACAACUCUUUUAUGAAUAUCAGGAUAAUAAUUUGUCAUCCCGUAUCUUUAUGCUUAUUUUACCACUAUACAGAUUCUCUUCUGCUGCAUUGUAGUUUUGUUUAUUUUGGAUUUCAUAUAAUGCAUGGCCAGUCAUUUGGGUUAAGAGUUUUGGGACUAUUGGGACUUGUUCAACAAAAGGUGUCUAGCACGUUGCCUGAAUUGCAGCAUUGCAAUCAGAGGCCCACAUCAAAUGAAUAUUCUAUGCAUCUGAUGAAAUGAAGGUAAUUGACAAAUCAAAUCAUUUUUUAAUCCCUGAGUAUCUUUGUGAUUAUUCUGCAGCAAACUCACAUGGCUACUCUACGUAGAGGAAUGCUGGUUUCUUUUCACUAAGUGUACUUGCAUUGCUAUCAGAGGAACUGUAGAUAAUUGAAGAUUACAAAAGUGAUGCUUUGAUUUCCUCCUGACACAUAAUUGUUGGUGUUGAUACUUCCACAUUCCUAUUGUGUCUGAAUUCGCCUCACUGGGGUCCAUAGUUAUAAUCUGAGAAGCCCAAUGAAUAAAACUGAUAUGAGAUCCCUGUGGAUGGCUACCAAAUUUUUCUUAAGUCUUGUGUAUGAAAAAUGCCAGUUGGAUGCCAAAUGGAAAAUUCCCAGUUACCCGAUGGUCCAGGUGCUGAAAACCUUUGCUCUCUAGGAAUCCAUUUUCUCUCAACUUUGGGAUGAGUAGUUGCCUACAAAAUUGGUUAAAGAUGUUGAGGUUUUAAAAAACUGAUCAGGAUGUGCCUCUUAUUGUAAAGUCAUGACUCUAACUCUUUUAAUGGAGAAAUAAUGAAGUGCAUAUAGUAAUCACAUAUACAAAUUAGAAAAAAAAGGGGGGGGAAGAAUUCCUUUUGGGUUGUUUUUCACUGCUAGUGUCACUUAGACUUUGAAUUUUCUCUGCCUCACUUGUGCUAUGCAAUAGCCUGUCUAACCUUUUACCUGCCAGCUAUCCUGGACUAUAACCAUCAGCAUUCACAGCGGCUAGGAAGGCUCUGAGUCAUAGUCUAAUGUAAUCUGAAGGGCACAGACUAAGCAAACUGCUUUACAAUAUCCUCUUUUCACCCAUUUAUAUACAUGCAGCAGAAGGAAAAAAAUAGAUGUGUGGUCAUCUUUAUAGAUAAUAAGUGAAAGACGGCAGCGAUAUCUAACGGUGUGACUAAGUCUGGCUAAAGAGCAGUUCUCUGGACCCACCAGGCUCUCUGUCCUGUCUUGCAUCAAUUGAUUGGUGGUUUGUUUUUUUUAAUGGGAAACUGGCAAAAGUACCAACUUUUGGCACCCUCAGAAUUUAGAACACUGUCUUUGGAGACUACAGACGUUCAAAAAUAAAGAUGAUAGCUGUCGGUAGUUGAGGACAUUUGUUCUUGCCUCUAAAAUUAAAAAAAAGGGGUAGGAUAAAAGAAAAUUCUUUUGCCUCCUAUCUUUCAUCCCCUAUUUCCUGGUCCUGGUUUGGCUCAAAUUCUCUCC